GUAACUGCAGCAAGAGCUGGGAAUCUGUUGAAGCAAUCUCAAGAGAAGCAGUUCUUGGAGAUCGCUAAAGACAAAAAGUGGCAAGGAAAGUUAUUCCGUAUCAGAUGGGAAGAUGAGAGCCUAAGCAUAACCAGCUGCUUUGCAUGGUUAAAAGGUUGGGCUACAUGCCCUACACAUACCAUCGCGGGCGUGUAUGAAUUGUAUGAGCAGUUGUUACCUACGAAGCUCUACACAAAGGAGAGGACGCAAACCUCCACCGACGGCGAAGUUCUAUGCAGGUUAUGUCGGAAGGUAGCUGAGAGCGUUGCACAUGUACUGGCUGGAUGUUCCUCCCUGGCACAAACCAAGUACCUAUACAGGCAUAAUGCAGCUUUGAAGAUUCUGUUUUUUGAGCUCCUGCGAGAGCAUGGGUUAAUGGAAGAGGUUCCACCAUGGUACUCACCGGUGAUGCCAAAACCAACCUACCAGAACACCACAAGUGAGGCGUUUUGGGAUAUUCCCAUCUAUGCAGAGCACAACGAAGUUAGAGCAAAUCGGAUCGACGCGCGACUUGUCAACCACGAGAGGAAAGAAGUCUGCACAAUCCAAAUGAGCUGCCCAUGGAUUGAGAGUAGAGCUAAGAAAGAUGAGGAAAAGACACUCAAGUAUGGGCCCAUGAUGUGGGAGCUGAAGCAGAGAUACAAUGGUUACAGGGUUGAACAGUACAACGUAAUAAUUGAGGUACUGGGGGGUUACUCUAAACACCUAGAGAAGUCGGUGAGAAAGCUACUUGGAGCGAGAGCACGGAGCGUACUUGAGCGGAUGCAGAAGUCGGUCAUCUCAAACACUUUAAACAUAGCCAAAACAUUUAAGAUAAAUACUUAG
Molecule: messenger RNA, 864 nt
Organism: Porites lobata
Lineage: Eukaryota; Metazoa; Cnidaria; Anthozoa; Scleractinia; Poritidae
Source: the annotation of a GenBank genome assembly